AUGAGUGGGUCUUUAGCUGCCUCGUGUGCUGUUUUAUUAACAAAUAUGCCCGAAACGGUUAAAACUCGCAUACAAUUAGAUGGUGAAGUAACAAAAGAUGGUGUGACAAUUCCAAAACAAUAUAAAAGUUUGUCAGACGCUUACAUAAAGAUUCUCAAAAUCGAUGGAAUUAGAGGAUUGCAAGCGGGUUUGGGAUCUGCCAUUGGUGUUCAGUUAGUAAUGAAUGGUUUAAGAUUAGGGUUAUUUGGUCCAAUUCAAUCGCUCAUCAAAAAUGCCACCAAUUGUAAUCAGAAUAAUUUUAUUUUGAAAGUUGUCUCUGGCGCUAUAUCUGGUGCUAUUGGAGUAACCGUAUCGUCACCAUUAUAUCUGGCUAAAAACCGUCUACAAUCACAGUCACGUUAUUUUCAAGCGGCAGAAAGAUACACGUACAAAAACACGUUUGAUUGUUUGAGUCAAGUAUAUCGUCAAGAGGGUUUUUUUGGUCUUUUUCGUGGUGUGUCAGGAGCCUUACCACGAGUCAUUUUUGGUAGCGCAACUCAAUUAAGUAUUUAUGAUACAAUAAAGUCUGUAGCAAUUGACAAGUUUCAUUGUGCUGAUGGGAUACAAGCUCAUUUUGUCGCCAGUUUUAUCUCAUCGUUAUUUACUGUUACUGUAAUGAAUCCAUUUGAUGUGAUAUCGACUAGAAUGUAUCAAUCGUCUGGUCAACAAACGGUUUAUAAUAAUGUGAUUGAUUGUUUUCGAAAAACUAUCCAGGGUGAAGGUUUAAGCGCUCUUCAGAAAGGGUGGUUGGCCUUAUAUAUACGACUGGGACCACAUACCGUACUAACAUUUAUUUUUCUUGAAAAAAUUCGUUAUCAUUUUCUAACUAUUGACGCGUUCAGCACUGAUGUCUAUACUAGCGACGGAUUUUAG
Molecule: messenger RNA, 912 nt
Organism: Didymodactylos carnosus
Lineage: Eukaryota; Metazoa; Rotifera; Eurotatoria; Philodinida; Philodinidae
Source: the annotation of a GenBank genome assembly